AGAGGGAGGAGAGGAUGCGACCAGUGCUGUUGAUGGACCGUCUCUCUGCAGAUGCUCGAAUGUGCGGACACAUUAUUUCUUCUUAUAAAUCCUCCUCCAGGCGCGAUUAAAGGCUGUGAAAACUCAAAUCAGGUGACAAGAUGGGGAACGGUUCGAUGAAAUCAAAGCGUUACAAACACGCGGACGGCUCUGCUGGUUCCUCCAACAGCCGAAUCUAUAAAGAUCAGGGGUUCAAAAACUCGUCCCUGGACUCUCUGAGGGCCCGAGUGGACGAGCUGGAGCGAGAGGGCAAGAGGAGGGACGAGGAGCUUUGUGCCAAAGAGCAGCAGAUCAAGGCUCUUCAGGAGCAGCUGGCCAAACAGACUCGAGCUCUGGCCGAGCUGAGCGAGGAGCUGCAGAACAAGUGCAUCCAGCUCAACAAGGUGCAGGAUGUGAUGAAGAACCAGACCUCGGCAGGUUUGGUGUCAAGGCCUCCUUCAAUCAAAGCCAGCGGCAAGAGCAGCCCCAACCUCAGCGUUCGCAUCAAGGACACCAUUAACAGGAGGAAAGGGGCCAAAGCUGGGGUGUCGGCAGAACCCACAUCCAGGACGUACGAUUCCAGCGUCCUGCCCAAAUUCUCUUUCGAGAAGGCCCGGGUAUCAAAGGAUGCAAGUGUGAAGAAGCUGCUGACAGACUCCUUGAACAAGAACCAGUACCUGAAGAGGCUGGAGCUGCAGCAGAUCAAAGACAUGGUGGAGUGUAUGUAUGAGCGCACCUACCAGCAGGGAGAGUACGUCAUCAAGCAGGGAGAACCUGGGAACCAUCUGUUCGUCCUGGCAGAUGGGAAGCUGGAUGUGUUUCAACACAACAAACUGCUCACAUCGAUAACGGUGUGGACCACGUUUGGAGAACUAGCCAUCCUGUACAACUGCACACGGACCGCAUCAGUGCGAGCGGUGAACAGAGUGAGGACAUGGGCUUUGGACCGGGAGGUGUUUCAGAACAUCAUGAGGAGGACGGCUGAGACGCGACAUGAACAGUACCGCAACUUCCUCCGAAGUGUCUCACUCUUGGCUAAUCUACCAGAGGACAAGCUGAGCAAAAUAGUGGACUGCCUGGAGGUGGAAUACUAUGACAAGGGAGACUACGUUAUCCGGGAAGGAGAGGAGGGCAGCACCUUCUACAUCAUCGCACAGGGGAAGGUGAAGGUGACCCAAAGCACCGAGGCCCACAAGGUACCACAGAUCAUCAACACGCUGCAGAGGGGAGACUACUUUGGAGAGAAAGCACUUAUCAGUGAUGAUGUCAGGUCGGCUAAUAUCAUCGCUGAUGAGAACGGGGUGGAGUGCCUCGUCAUCGACAGAGAGACAUUUGAUCAGACAGUGGGCACCUUCAAUGAGCUGCAGAAGUACCUCCAAGGCUACGUGGCAACACUUGAUCGUGACGACAAGAAGAGACAUGCCAGGAGGUCGGUGUCACGUCACCAGAGCCAGCCGCUGUCCCCAGACGUCAUCCAGCUGAAGGAAAUGGUGUCAGCGUUUUCUUCAUCCAGGCCCUUUGACCACCUGGAGGUCAUUGCUACUCUCGGGGUCGGCGGGUUUGGACGAGUGGAACUGGUGAAGGUGCAGGGCCAGGACGUCACCUUUGCCCUUAAAGUCAUCAAGAAGAAGCACGUGGUGGACAACAGGCAGGAGGAGCACAUCCACUCGGAGAGGAAGAUCCUCGCUGAGGCUCGCUCGCCGUUCGUUGUCAAACUGUAUCGCACGUUUAAGGACAACAAGUACGUGUACAUGCUGCUGGAGGCCUGUCUGGGUGGAGAGAUCUGGAGUCUGCUCAGAGACAGGGGGAGUUUUGAUGAGCCCACUGCCAAGUUCUGCGUUGGCUGCGUUACAGAGGCUUUCGAUUACCUCCACCGCAAGGGUGUCCUCUACAGAGACCUGAAGCCUGAGAAUCUCAUGCUGGAUACUGAGGGAUACAUCAAACUGGUUGACUUUGGUUUUGCCAAGAAGAUCAGAUGCGGCCAAAAGACGUGGACCUUCUGCGGGACACCGGAGUACGUGGCCCCUGAGAUCAUCCUCAACAAAGGCCACAACUUCAGUGUUGACUUCUGGUCUCUGGGCAUCCUCGUGUUUGAGCUCCUUACUGGCAGUCCUCCGUUCUCAGGGAGUGACCAGAUGAUGACGUACACUUUCAUCUUGAAAGGCAUCGAGAAGAUGGACUUCCCCAAGAAGAUAACCAAGAGACCCGAGGACCUCAUACGCAAGCUGUGCAGGAGAAAUCCCUCAGAGCGACUGGGCAACCUGAAAAAUGGAAUAAUUGAUAUCAAGAAACACAGGUGGUUUAACGGCUUCAACUGGGAGGGACUGAAGGCGAGGACUUUACCAUCUCCACUGAAAAGAGAACUCACUGGUCCAACAGAUCACAGCUAUUUUGACAGCUACCCUCCAGAUGAGGACAGUCCUCCUGAUGAGCUGUCUGGCUGGGACAUGGACUUCUGAGACCUUCUGCUCCAUCUUUCCAUUGUUGUCCUUCCUUUGUACACCCUAACAACCGAAACUAAUGGGCAAAGUGGGUUUUCAGGUGACCUCACAUCACCUCUGGCAGCCGUGGUGGAGGUUGUCACGUUCUGGGCGACUGUAGCUGAAAUUUGCUGGUUACUUUAUGAAGUUAUGAUUUGGGCAUCUUGACAGAAAUGAAGAGUUAAAGGAGAAUUCUCCGUUGAGUUUGUUUUGUUAACAUCACUGUCAUUUUGGAUAAUAAAUCUGAUUGGCACUCCAGUGAAUGAGGUACAGUUUAGAAGUAAAGCAGCAGUAGCACGUUAGCUUAAAAGCUAAAAUCCAUAGUACGAAAAGCUACUGAGGUUCUCCACAAUCUCCUUCUGAGAAAUGCUGCACUUCUGUGUUGCACUUAAAUCCACAACAGCCGGCAGGGUGUGUGGGUGGGAAGCCAGUGAGGGAUCAAGUCUUUGGAUGGCAGGGAAACUUGUGCAAAGCGAGUAAGGCAUGUAUUAAAACAACAACAACAAAAAAAGCACAUGUAUGCGUGACUUUGCUCAGCUCAGCUCAUAAUCGAUUCCAAAAUAAUAACAACCUACAAGUCCUGGAAAAAAACAUGUUUUUAAAUUCUGCAGUUGGGAUUUGGACUUCAUGUGCUUCAGGCUAGAGUUCCAGUUAACGACCAUGCAAAGUGUUUACAACAUGGCGGACCACAACUGGUGCUCAAAACAAAUCAAAAGGGGCCAAUGUUGUCCAAUUUACAACUCAAUUUGCAGAAAAAAAUGUUGGCAUUGUACAUUUCUGCAAACCACGGAUAUGUUACAUUUGUACUUUAGUAUGUAGCAGAUACACUGAAAGUUGAAACUACUUGUCUUUGCGUUUCUACAUUGCUGUGGUUAAAAUGUAGUUAGCUUUAGGCACAAAAACCAUUUGGUUAUGGUUUGGAAAAGAUUGUGUUUGGCUUAAAGUACCCUGUUUUGGUUGCACUAUCCCCGCUGGAAACACAGCAACAUCUCUGUAAAAAAACAGCCGUUUUAUCGUGGCGCUAUCCCCAGUGGAGAAACAGUGACGAGAUGCUAAAUAACACACGUUAAGUGGUUAAAAGUCCACUGGAAAUGCAGCGAUGAUUUGCUAAAAACAACCAGUUUUGUUGUUUGUCAGUUGCAGAAAGUGGUCUGAAUCUUGGCAGGCAUCUUGCCUAAGUGACAUGCCAUCCACCCUCCCCUCCACCUCCCAAUGACAAAGUCAGCUCAUAUACUACGUCACUUUAGAAACACUGAUAUGAUAGGGAUGAAACAUACAAAUGAAGCAUACCUGUGGUUUGCAGAAUAGACCCUUUUACAGUUAGUAAACAGUAUGACGCUUUUGGAUGUGGGGCUUAGCUGGAGGCAAAACAGUUCUCCGUAGAAAUUAGCUAGUGAGUUCUGUUGGCUUGUUUCAGACAAUGGAGGAAGAUGAUGUGAGUGGUGCAUUUAGAAAUACUCAUUCACAGUGGCAGAGUGCACUCUGGACACUCUGUCUGUGAAGACGGAGCAGCAGAGCGCCAAGUGGAGUGAAUGUGUGAUUAACUUAACCGUUGGUUCAUUCAUGUAGAAAUAUAACGCUCUGUUUCUUCCACCAACAGGGCUCUCAUUUUAGUGUAGAGCGUCAGACUGAAUUUACCAACGCACCAUGUCAGGUCACUCACUCUCCGGGACCGCCAGUGUUACUUGAAUAAGUAAACACUGACCAACGGGACCAGACUGGCCGACCCGUAUGCUCUCACCAGCGUUGCCAGGUGUACGAUAAUUAUCGUAUUUGUACGAUAAUUUGGCCCUCUGUACGAUGUACGAUCAAUAAUCCCAAAAAAGGCCAAAUGUACGAUAAUUUGACCAUUUCAUGAAUGUGUGGUUGUAGUCAGUAUGCCGGAGUUUUUUUGUGAGCCCUGAAGGCAUCUGUUCUGUGACAUGUUUCCAGCCAAUCACACUUUGCUUAGUUAGCAUGAGAUACGGGUGACGUUUGUCUCUGAACAAUGAGCACAAUUGGCUGAAUGGUCAGCUGUACCCGCCCCACGAGACGCUAGACCCGUCAGGAAGUCAAGUGAGAAUGAGAUUCAAAACAGAAGAAGAAGAAGAGGAAAAACAGAAGCAAGGAAAAUGGAAAAAAAGUAAACCAAAAAAGUAAACACCAGAGUGAAUAUAUUUGCCUAUAGCACAUCAGUAGGAUUGUUAUUUUGGUUAUGAUGGAUAUACGAUAAUUUCCCUCAAAAUACGGUCAUUUUGAGUCUCUGGUACGAUAAUCCUACAUUUCCCAUCUGGCAACGCUGGCUCUCACUCAGUGGAUGGAUGAUGUCACAGGAAGCCAAUCUUACAAAGGAGGACCACACUUGUUUGUUUUGCUAUGGAAGCUAACGUUAGCUAAUGCGCUAAAAAAGUUAGCAUUCCAGAGAAAUCCAAUAUUCCUCUUAAUCCCUCCCCAGUUUCUGAUGAGGUGGACAUGAUAACCCUUAAUACACAUAACCUUAUUCAUCCCUAUAACAGGAAAUACUUUCUCCCUAACCUGAUAUGAAGUGUGCGCUGCACAUGUGAGCAUUUUUGAUGAUGGCCUCCGUCCAGUCCUUUGGUCUUAUUGCAUUUAACCAUCUUUGUUUUUGUUGACGGGCAGUGGGGGCUGGUUUUGAGCCAUGACUCCUAUUCUGGCUCCCAAUAACACAACAAGACUACAUUUUAAGACUCCUGUGUGGCUACAGCCCUGUGGGGGAGAGGCAGGUUUUGCCUCCAGCUAAUAAAAUUACAUCAUUGUGACAUCAGGGUUAAAAGGGUCUAUUGUACAAUGUCAACAUUUUCUUCUGGCCACUGGGCCGCCAAUUUAAUCAUUCAAGUGACAGUGUGGUACAUGAUGACAUUUUCACCACACACUGUGCCACUGACAGAGUGAAGCAACUUAACAAAUGCAACAUUAGAUGCUUUUAUCUUUGCUGUAGUUUCAAAAUCCAUAGAGUUAUUAAUUACAGCUUUAGCUUUGCAAAGCUAGCCUGCAGGCGAAUUACUCAGGCUUUUUCUCAUACUGCUUUGGAGGGAGUCCUGUGUCACAGUAUCAUGUUCUCAAAUUCCUUAAUCAAUCUACGCCCAAGUAAUAAUCUUUCACAGAUACCUCUAAAUGAUUGUUUUCAGAAACUUUUCUAUGGGCCCUCAUGACGGCUCCAGAUGUGGUUGGUGGGGAAUAUUUGUGAUGCAGCUGCAGAGUCUUUAUAUCUUACAGCUGAGGGGAUUUUGUGAUGACAUGUGCAAUUUGUUUACCGCUGUAGAGGAACGGAGGUGUGUGGGGAGGAGAUAUGCGUGGAGAUGACACUGCAAAAAUACAGGCAACUCGAGAACAAACAGACUCGGGAGAAGAGACUCUACUUAUCUGCUUAGACGGCGUCUAACCACAGCGCACUCCUGUCCCACACAUGAAACAUUCGUGCUAAGAAGCAUCAAGAGUUCCUACAUGAAGAGUUCCUUCCCCACUUCAGUUAUAGAGUGUGAGCAUCCCGCGGCAUGGUGCCUGACCUGAAGAAAUAUUUACCUUUUUGAAGCUGAGUCAACUCUGUGGUUCCCAGCUUCUUAAGGAGAAGGGGUUCUGCUCGGUCUGAGGUGUUGAUGAUGUGAGGAGGAGGAGCAGCGAAGAGGCCAAAUGAGGCUUCGGGUUAAAAAAAACAUACGUACUUUCCAUUUUUAAACACUUGAGGUUUACAGUAAAUCGACUGUGUACCAUGUGUUUAUGUAUAUACUGUAUACUGUAAAGCACAAGCAUCAAAAAUACACAAUUUAUACAACCCAAGCUACUUGUUCCUUAAUGUUAACCUUAAAAACUGGGUGAGUGAAUUUUGUAAAUGUCGCAUAUACGUGUAUACAUUGACUGGUGAAUGUGUGUGUACAGUAUGUACAGUGUGUGAUAAUGUCUGUGUAUGGAAGCACCUGAUACUCCUGGAGAAGCUGUGGCCUUAAGAUAAUGACUACUGAUUCCAGGAUGCAGCUGUGUUUGUUAAAUAUUUCAGACAGAGUUUGUGUUUUCUCUUAAAUUUGACUUUUUGUAAUUGAAUCAAAUAGUUUUCUUAGAUUGGUUGAUUAAAAUGUUAUUUUAUGCCACGAUAGAUAUUAUUAUUUCUUUUAUUUUCAUACCGACAUGUGCAGACCUUUGCCACUGUGGACAUUUUGACUUGUCAGACACAUCUAUAAUAGCUGCAUUGUGUUCAUUAUCAGACCUGACAGCUGAUCUGAAUUGCCACUUCAUUCAACUCUAUAGUAUAUUCAUCCUGACAUCAUGUUCAUGUUUGCCCAUUUCUGUUGGCAGGAUGUCAUGUUUCGUUUUGCCAUUACCAAACAGUAGCAAGUGAUUUAACAGUUUUCACAAAAAAAUAGAGGACAAUACUUUUUAAAGUACCCACAACUUUUAUAACUGUAUCAGUGUCAUCCAUGCUUUUCUUUCGCUGCGAAUUUUCAUCCAUGAAGCUAGCUAUAUGGCUGGCUGUAAAAAAGAGAACUCAUACACUCUGAUCAAACUCAGAGGGUAUGAGUUCUCUGCACAUGGUUCUCAACAUUGAGGUGGCAGAACUGGCGGCUAGUAGCUAACGCUGCUAACUCCAUAAACAGCACUAAAAACAACACAUUCUCACUCCGACCUCGUCACUACCCAUGUUUCCAUCAGCCUGUUUAGACGCGCAUCUACAAGUAUCGCAUCGGAAAAUUAUGAUGGAAACGCCAAAAUUUGAAUUAAAAUCCCCUCG
Messenger RNA from Epinephelus moara (kelp grouper), 7221 nucleotides. RefSeq names its product protein kinase cGMP-dependent 2 (gene prkg2). The record is from RefSeq and is a predicted model, not a curated record. Lineage: Eukaryota; Metazoa; Chordata; Actinopteri; Perciformes; Serranidae. Bases 141 to 2477 code for a protein of 778 amino acids. Gene Ontology annotation, biological process: protein phosphorylation. Gene Ontology annotation, molecular function: cGMP-dependent protein kinase activity; ATP binding. The transcript has 19 exons.